GAGUGGGUAACUGCAGACACCUGGGUGUGGAUAGAAAUACAAGUGGGCAUCUGCUCUACGAUCACUUGGAAUGGCAGUCCUUCUCUAAUCUCUUGGGUACUGGUAGGGUCUGUAGACUGGACUGGGCUUUUGGGAAUCAUGAACCUGUUUGCUGGGUUGGCAGUGCUAUCUCUGUUAUUCUCCAAGGUUUGGCUCCAAGAUUAUCCAAUAUGGGUGACGUGUGGCCCAGACUAUUUUCAGGUCAUAAUGGAGAAAGAUGUCUUUCGGAAUGGAACCAUUCUGCAACCUCAACAGGUGUACCUGGGGACUGGCUGCGAAGUAACUACGGUCCUAGAAGAUAAGUUUUUCUUCUUUUACUCAGUUUUACAUUGUGGAAUACAAAAAGAGAUGAAAUGGAACAUGCUAAUUUUCCGCAGUGUUCUUCACUGCCACCUUUCCUUAGAAGAUCCAGAAAGUGAUGUUCAUGACAUACCUCUGCAGUGUACAUUUGAUCAGGAAGUCGUACAUCAUCCUAGAUCGGAUAAUUUUCCUCCCCCUUUAAUUGGGACAGUUGAAACGCCUGCCUCUGUUCCACCUGCUGCUCCAUCUACCUCAGGAACUCAGCAAGACACUGGGCAUAGUGAGGGGGCAAGUGGCCAUCAGGAUCGAGGAGCAUCAGCCCUGGCCCUGAAUGCUUUCCUGGUGCCUGCCUUGUCACUGGCCUCUCCUGUAUCUUGGGGACACAAAACUUUUCAUCUAGCCAGCAAGGAUUACCUCCCAUCAUGCCUCAGGAUUUCCACUACGUCUUGGACUCUUGGCGCCAUUUACCCAGAAAUCUCUAGGAAGUUGUAAAUAUAUUGUCGAUACUGCUGUGAACUUUUAAAAUGGCCUUUGUCUUUCAAAGAGCUCUUAAAUAAACAGAGGGCACAAACCACUCUUCAUCGGCAUAAA
Monodelphis domestica (gray short-tailed opossum) is the source of this 930-nucleotide messenger RNA. RefSeq lists its product as uncharacterized. The record is from RefSeq and is a predicted model, not a curated record. NCBI's taxonomy places the organism in Eukaryota, Metazoa, Chordata, Mammalia, Didelphimorphia, Didelphidae.